UUCAGCAAGUCAACGCGCUUUCACUCCAGGACGUACUUGUUGACUGCCGCAUUGGCUCGUCCCACCCCAUAAAAUUCCUCAUCGAUUCCGGUUCUGACGCUAAUGUCGUGGGCGGUGCAGACUGGUCGGUUCUGGAGAAGCAGUUUGAGCGAGGGGAGAUUGAACUGACCCCGGCAAAAUGCACAAACGACAGGAACUUGCAAGCUUAUGCGUCCAACAAGCCCAUGAGAGUAGACCGAAGUUUCAAGGCAACAAUCGAAGUUUGCGGACCCAACAAAGCUGCGAUCGAGGCCGAGUUCCUGGUGGUUGAAGAAGGGAGGCGUUCACUGCUUGGUAGAGAAACGGCCAGCGACCUGAAUCUGCUGAAGGUGGGAUGUGCAAUAAACAGCUGCGAGAAUCCGGAUCAGUUCCCAAAAAUGCCAGGAGUGAAGAUAAGCUUUAGUGUUGACAGAUCUGUACCGCCUGUGCGCAACGCCUACUACAACAUCCCAGCUGCGUAUCGCGACAAAGCACGACAGAGACUUGCAGAGAUGGAGCGACAAGGAAUAAUAGAAAAGGUGACUUCAGCCCCACAGUGGAUAAGCGGUAUGUCGGCGGUCCCGAAAGGACAAGACGAUUUCCGUCUGGUCGUCAACAUGCGAGCACCAAACAAAGCGGUCCUCCGGGAGUAUUUCCGCUUACCGCUGAUGGACGAGAUGAGAGUAAAGCUGCAUGGUGCUGAAUACUUCACAAAACUUGACCUACAAAGCGCCUACUAUCAUCUUGAACUGUGCGAGGACUCACGUGAUCUGACGACGUUCCUAUCGGAGAGUGGCAUGUUUCGUUUCUGCAGACUAAUGUUCGGUGUGAAUGCUGCGCCAGAAAUUUUCCAACGCGAGAUGGUACGAAUCUUCAAGGACGUCAAGAAUAUCAUCAUUUACAUUGAUGAUCUUUUGAUUUUCGCUAAAACGAUUGACGAGUUGCGGAAAACUACCGCAGAGGUCUUGAAGAUACUACGAGCGAACAAUCUUACGCUCAACACUGCCAAGUGCAAGUUUGACCAGACGCAAGUCACGUUUCUGGGUCAUGAGUUGAGCGCGAAAGGGUUCAACAUCGAGCAAUCCAAGAUCAGCAGCAUUCAGAAAUUCAGACAGCCAUCGACAGCAUCUGAACUGCGGAGUUUCCUGGGGCUCGCCUCUUUCGUAAGCCCGUAUAUAAAGAACUUCGCCGGGAUGUCCGGCCCCCUGUGGGCGGUGGUCAACGACAACAAGUGGCAUUGGGGCGAAGAACAGCAGACCGCAUUCGAGGCGGUGAAGGAGAACAUAAUUCAAUCGACGCUUUCGCUGGGAUACUUCUCUGACUGCGACAAAACCAUCCUGUACACGGACGCUUCACCAUACGCUCUUGGUGCUGUACUAGUCCAAGAAAACGAUAAUUCGACACCCCGGAUUAUCAGUUUUGCGUCUAAGGCCCUUUCUCCAACUGAAAGGAAGUACGCACAGAAUCAGCGAGAGGCGUUGGGAGCAAUAUGGGCGGUGGAGCAUUUCUCUUAUUUCUUGCUGGGAAGACAUUUCGUUCUACGGACAGAUGCACAAGGAAUGUCUUUCAUACUCGACCGGCCACGUGAGGAAUCGAAGAGAGCGCUGACAAGGGCCGAUGGCUGGGCGCUACGGCUCAGUCCGUACCGAUACCAAGUUCAAUUCGUUAAGGGACGUGACAAUAUUGCGGACCCCUCGUCAAGGCUGUACCAGGGAGAGGACGACGAAUUUGAUGAGAGGGCGAACUCUUGGGAGGUGUGCCAACUCGAGCUGAACAGAGUGGAAUUCCUGACUGAGGACGAGAUCAAGGAGUGUACUGCAAAAGAUGACACCCUGCAAAAGGUGAUUGACUCGCUGACCUCAGGGAAGUGGUCGAACGAGUUGUUAAGAUUUAAAGCCAUCGCGAGCGAUCUUCACUACAGUGAUGGAAUGUUGAGCAAAAAUGGUUGUGCGGUGCUUCCAGCGAACCUUCGUGAAUCAGCCCUGGAAGUGGCGCACGCAGGACAUCCCCUUGAAGCAAAAUUCAAGAGCAUCCUGCGCAAACGCGUGUGGUGGCCUGGGAUGGCUGGAGAUGCGGAGAAGUGGGUCAAGUCGUGCUCGACUUGCGCGGUUAACGGACGACCUGAGAAGCCAACGCCCAUGCAGCGCUCAUUCGCUCCAAAGGCCGUUUGGGAUACCGUGGCUGUUGACUUCAACGGGCCAUACGCAAGGCUUGGUGGGAUAUUGAUCUUGGUCAUCAUUGAUCUUAGAUCCCGCUAUGCGAUGGCUUACCCUGUUAAGUCGACUGGAUUCGAACACACACGGACAGUACUAGACGCGAUCUUCGGUAGAGAAGGUUUCCCACGGGCCAUGAAAUCCGACAAUGGCCCACCAUUUAAUGGAGAGGAUUAUGCGAACUACUGCUCUGAACGAGGUAUCCAGACCGUAUUCUCUACGCCGUUUUUCCCACAACAGAAUGGCCUUGUAGAAUGCUUCAUGAAGAACGUGAACAAAGCCAUGUCGACUGCACUUUCUACGGGUAGCGAUUACCGGAAGGAGCUUCAAGCAACGGUACAAGCAUACAACGCCGCGGACCACACAGUCACCAAAGUACCACCCGAAGAGGUCUUCAGUGGUCGCAAAAUCAAGCGCGGUCUGCCGUUACUUCUCCGCGGUAGGACGGAACAUGAUGAUUUGGUGUUCGACGCCAGGGAUCACGAGGCGAAGAUAAAAUCCAAGACACGGGAAGACACACGCCGUGGAGCUAAACGGAGUACAGUCAAACCAGGGGAUGCGGUCUUGAUCGAGCGCCAGUCUAAGGCGAAGGGAGAAACUCGGUUUGAUCCUAAACGCUACACGGUAAUGGAGGAGCGUAACGGCAGUCUGGUUGUCUGUGAUCCGGAUGGCCGCCAGCUCAGACGCCAUGUUACACAAACCAAAAAGGUUCAGCAGUGGCGAGAACCCCGACCGAUCAUCCAAGAGGCCCAACGUUCCGACGAGCUGGGGUGUCAUGAUCAGGAAGUAAAGGAGAUUGAUCAACAGCGGCCGAGAAGAACAGUGAAGAUCCCCUCACACCUCUCGGAUUAUAUCCGUGCGGUUGAGGAAGAGUUUUGAUGGCCAAGACGGAAAGCACCAGGCUGUUGAGUGAAGGAAAAUAAAUUAUGACUAGAACUUUUUUUUUGUGUUUUU
Messenger RNA from Culex pipiens pallens (northern house mosquito), 3185 nucleotides. RefSeq lists its product as uncharacterized. The record is from RefSeq and is a predicted model, not a curated record. Gene Ontology annotation, biological process: DNA integration. NCBI's taxonomy places the organism in Eukaryota, Metazoa, Arthropoda, Insecta, Diptera, Culicidae. Gene Ontology annotation, molecular function: nucleic acid binding. Bases 225 to 3110 code for a protein of 961 amino acids. The transcript has 2 exons.